AGAUGCCUAAAUCUAGCAACAACUUGAAGGUCCUCCACAACAGCACUUUUACAAGCCUGCUCAGAAAAUAAAGGAUGAUAAAUAUCCUCCAUUGGCAGAUGAAGAACUUGAUUCAGUCAGAAAAUCAGCCGCCACGAUCAGCCCUAAAUCAGGUCUGCACAAGCACCAUGAAAUGGAAAAUCUUGAUCAUUCCUUAAUCAGUCAAAACCCUCUGAUCUCCACCUACCUCCAGGUGGCUUUUCUUCUUCCCUGCUCUCUAGGACAGGUCUGAAAAGAGGGAUGGGAGUGUACAGGAAUGAAUGAAGGGGGCGUAGUCAAGGAGGAAGAGGAGGUCCGAGCUGAAGCUUUUUCAACUGUUGCAAGUAAACUAACUGUCGCUCCGCAGCCUCUUUCUAAAGCACGAUAUUGCCGAUUCUGCUCCUUCCAAGAAAACCAAGGUUUUCUCAAUGGAUUCUCUAGCAAUCUCAAACAAUCAAUUUGCUAUUGAGAUGUUCAAAAAGCUAUCUGAGUCAUCUGAAAAUGAAAACAUCAUCUUUUCCUCCCUUAGUAUCUCUUCUUCCUUAGCCAUGAUUUUUUUUGGUGCCAAAAGCAACACCGCAACCCAAAUGGAACAAGUGCUUCAACUUAAAGACAUUGGAGCUGAAAUAACUAGUUUUCGCUAUGAGAAAAGAAGGAAAACGGAACUUGGCCCAAGCAAGGCAGAAGGCUUACUGUCAGAUUUCCAGGCACUCCUAUCAGAAAUCAACAAGCCCAGCGAUUCCCACAUGCUGAAGAUUGCCAACAGGUCAUAUGGAGAAAAAACCUACCCCUUUCGUUGUGAAUACAUGGAAAACAUAAAAAAAUUCUUUGGUGCAGAGCCACAAUCUGUUAAUUUUUUGGAAACUCCAGACCAAAUCAGGUCAGAAAUAAAUACCUGGGUUGAAAACCAGACUGAGGGCAAAAUUGUGAAGCUUCUACCAGAUGAUUCUGUUGAUUCCAUGACCAGAUUGGUUCUAGUGAGUGCCAUAUACUUCAAAGGAAAAUGGCAAGAGCAGUUCAAGCCUAAAGACACAGUAGAAAAACCAUUCAGAGUAAACCAGACAACAACCAAGAUGGUGCAAAUGAUGUCAAUGAAACGCAACCUUCAAAUAUUUCAUAUAGAAAAGCCAGAAGCCAAAGGCAUUCAGCUUUACUAUGGCAACGGUGAUAUGAGCAUGUUUAUAUUGCUACCAGAUGACAUCAAUGGUCUAAAAGAGCUGGAAAAGACAAUCACUUAUGGGAAGUUGAGUGAUUGGACUCAUGAAGAUAUGAUGGAGAAGUAUGAUGUGCAGCUGUACCUCCCCAAAUUCAAGCUUGAAGAGAACUAUGAUCUCAAAUCUAUCUUGAGCAGCAUGGGGAUGAGUGAUGCUUUCAGCACAAGCCAUGCUGACUUCUCAGGAAUGACUGAGAUGAAAAAUUUGUUCUUAUCAGAAGUUUUCCAUAAGGCUUUUGUAGAAGUCAAUGAGGAAGGUACUGAGGCAGCAGCAAGCACUGCAGAAGAUUUUUCAGUUCGGAUGAAACUCCCUUCCUUAACAUUUAAUGUGGAUCAUCCAUUCCUAUUUUUUAUUAAGCACAAAAAAACUAAUUGUAUUCUUUUUUAUGGAAAAGUCUACUCUCCCUAGAUACUGCCUCUCAUUCACAUAGCAGGAUAAACUUCUAGCUCUAGAAAUGAAUCAAAGGAUGGAAAUACUCAUUUAACUUAGAAACUCCUUGACUACACAAUUCUCUUUUCUGUAUCCUACUUAAUAAAAUGUAAUGAAAUAAAUAAUUAUGAAAUGGCAUAUGUUGUAAAAGCUGAUAACUUUGAGCACAAAUAACAUGUAUCCGCAAGUAGAAUUUAGAUUUUUGUAAAUCUGGCAUUUCUUCCUAUAUGAUUAUGAUGAAUUGCAUUAUCUACUGUUGUUUUCUUUUUGCAUUUUGUGUUGUAUCAUUUGGGUGGCUCAGACAUUCUUGAUUCAUCUACCUGACAUUGUGAUGACUAUUUAGUGGAUAGUUUAUCUGUGCUCUGCCUAUUUAAAAAUUAUAAGUCCAUCUUUUGGCCAACUAAUUAAGAAGUUAAAUACCAAAGUGUUUGUAUAAUGA
Monodelphis domestica (gray short-tailed opossum) is the source of this 2100-nucleotide messenger RNA. It is a transcript of the gene SERPINB10, whose product is annotated as serpin family B member 10. The record is from RefSeq and is a predicted model, not a curated record. Gene Ontology annotation, biological process: negative regulation of endopeptidase activity. NCBI's taxonomy places the organism in Eukaryota, Metazoa, Chordata, Mammalia, Didelphimorphia, Didelphidae. Gene Ontology annotation, molecular function: serine-type endopeptidase inhibitor activity.